AAUUCAGAAUAGGAAAUAGACGAGACGGCUUGAAUGUCCUUUAAUUUGUAUUUUGAUGCUGUGGACUUAUUUCAAUAUAAGAUUUUUUUCUAAAUUAUAAAGAAAUUGUUUUUAUAAUACGUUCAAGUAUAUGCAUUGGAAAUUUAAUAGGUUACUAUUCUUGUGCAUACACUUUCUUAUCAAUACAACAAUUUACCUGCUUUUCAACAUCCUUUGAUAAGCAGAAAAACAACAAACCGCAACUGAUAAAGCUGCUACGGCUGCUACAUGAUCUUCGGCGAACAUUGCUAUUCACACAAGCAGCCUUAUUUAAAUAAAUCUGAUAGCUAUCCCGAUAAGAGCGCGUAGUUUGACAAAAAGCGCACUCAGACAAUGCUCAAAAUGGCAAAAGCCGGCUUCCGAAUCGCUCUUCUUCAACUGAAGGUUGGACCCAACAAGGCCGAAAAUGUGGCCAAUGCCGUCAGUCGCAUCCGUUCGGUAGUGAAGGACAACGGAGCACGGGUGGUGGCCCUUCCAGAGUGCUUCAAUUCUCCGUACGGAACGCAACAUUUCGCUGAAUAUGCCGAAGAAGUCCCGGACGGUGAGACCAGUCGCAGUUUGUCGGCUGUGGCCAAAGAGCUUGGAAUAUAUUUGAUUGGGGGUACCAUCCCGGAGCGAAACAAAACCGAGAACAAAAUUUAUAAUACUUGCACCGUGUGGUCACCGGAGGGUAAUUUGAUGGCGACGUACCGGAAAAUUCAUUUGUUCGAUAUUAACAUCCCCGGCGGAAUCACGUUUCGCGAGUCGGACGUCCUCACUGGAGGUAGGGAGUUGGCCAUUGUCCCAAUCGAUGGCGUCAAAAUUGGCAUUGGAAUUUGCUACGACAUUCGGUUCGAUGAGCUGGCCCGUCUCUACCGCAACCAGGGCUGCGACAUGCUGAUCUACCCGGGCGCAUUCAACAUGAAAACCGGCCCACUUCACUGGGAACUGCUCGCGCGAGCCAGAGCCAACGAUACUCAGUCGUACAUCGCAACGAUUUCGCCCGCACGGGAUGCCGGAGCCGGUUAUAUCGCAUGGGGACAUUCGAUGGUUGUGGAUCCGUGGGCAAAAAUAGUCGCAUCGGCGAAGGAGGGCGAAGAAACGGUUCUGGCAGAUUUGGACUUUGAAAAGGUGGAUCAAGUGCGGGCCCAGAUUCCAAUAUUCCAGCAAAGACGAACCGAUUUAUAUAAUACUACGCAGCAGAAAAGUUAACCGAGCGGUGAAAUACGGGAAAUGGUUUCUUCUACUGACCACGUUUCCUAACUAGCUUGAACAUUUACAACCAAGGCAGUGUUGGAGUUUGAGAGAGUUUGAUCAACAAAAAUCUCCCUGUCAUUAUUAGAAUCCUAAUUAGUUUUGUCAUGAAAGAAAUAUGGUAAAUAUAUUCCUGUGGAUGCAUUUUCAAUAA
Armigeres subalbatus is the source of this 1426-nucleotide messenger RNA. Its product is annotated as omega-amidase NIT2-like. The coding region runs from base 373 to 1230 and encodes 285 amino acids. Gene Ontology annotation, cellular component: mitochondrion. Lineage: Eukaryota; Metazoa; Arthropoda; Insecta; Diptera; Culicidae. The transcript is spliced from 2 exons. Gene Ontology annotation, molecular function: omega-amidase activity. Gene Ontology annotation, biological process: oxaloacetate metabolic process; L-glutamine metabolic process. The record is from RefSeq and is a predicted model, not a curated record.